UCAUAUUCAUAGGUCCGUUUGGCCACCAAAACAUAUGGCCUUUCCUUUUGGGUGGAGCAAUUGUUAUUUAUUCCUUCCUUGUUUCCUUGGUUUCUUACGUUCUACUCUAGUACUGAGUCCGAUAAUUAAUUAAGGAUAAUCUGUAACAAAUCAGCACACCAAGUGUUGGACGAAAUGCCUGAACGAUGGUCUCAUUCAUCGCAGCUCCUUCAACUAACUUCACGAUUUUCCAUCAAUCCAUCUCGUAUUUAAGCUCACCAUCACCCUGCUUCCCCGUCAACUCACUUUUGAAAAGGGGACAAUUGAAGAAGCAUAAGUUUUCUGGCUUUUUCGGGAUUGUUAGGAUGUGUAAGAAUUGGGAAGGGGAAGGGGAAGGGGAAGGGGAAGCUGACCCUACUUCAACUUUGGAGCUUGAACUUUUGGAAUUUAUGAAGAAUUCAAUGAACCCAAACAAGUUUCCUAGUAGAAAGGAGUUGAGUGAUGCUCGGAGGUUGGAUUUGGUACAGGCAAUUAUCACUAGAGGUGGGUGGAUGACAAUGGGAUGGGGGCCUGGGGGAGAUGAGGAUGACAAAGUUAGUGAAGAUGGCUUUGAUACUCAAAAUGGGUAUUCUCGUAAUGGGGCCGAGGGCGAUGCAAAUUCUGAUUUUUGUUCAUCUUCUGGUCGACCGCUAAUCAGAAUGGCAGCUGAAGAUGAUACUGGAAUUCAGGGAAUAUUGAAUCGAUUGGAGAGGCAGAGAAAUUUCAAUUUCGGAUUCAAGGCGUCCAAGCAUAAGGAGUAUGUGAAUGAACAAGAUUAUGGUCACCACAGUCAAAUCCAGGAUGUGGACAGUUGCCAUCUUCACACAAGUGAAACUGCGUUUAGUAGAAAUGGGUUGAAUACAUUAAGUGAUACAUGGAGAACCUGGAGUAUUCAGAGGUCCGGUUUUCCAGACACAGAGUUUGAAGCUGGAGAAAUUGACUUUGGCCAAUGUGCCAACCAAGAUACAGUGAAUAAGCCAAUGAAUGAUAUAGUUGGUGUCUCGACUCAUAUUAGCGAUGCUCAACACGGGACAAAAUAUUUAGAUUCUAAUUACAGAGAAAUCACACAAGGUGAUCUAAAAGCUCGUCUUCAACAUCUGGAAGUGGAACUUUUAUCUGCACUUCGUUCAUUAAGGUCAAACUCCAUUGAUUUGUCUGGAAAGGCUAAGGAACACUUACCUGAAGACUUGAGACAACUUUCUGAUGUUUCAGAGUUCCAAGAAAAUGAAAUCAUGAAUGCGCAAGACAAGCUGAGAUCACUACGUGCGAAGCUAGCUGUGAUCGAAGGAAAAAUGGCUCUAGCAAUAGUGGAUGCUCAAACUAUAUUGGACGAGAAGCAAAAAAGGAUAAAUGAUGCUCGUAUAGCUCUUCAACUUCUUCGUACUACCUGCAUAGUUUGGCCUAAUUCUGGAUCAGAGGUUCUGUUGGCAGGCUCCUUUGAUGGGUGGUCUACUCAGAGAAAGAUGACAAGGUCGAGUACUGGCAUAUUUUCUCUAUGUUUGAAGCUUUAUCCUGGCAAAUAUGAGAUAAAGUUCAUUGUUGAUGGCAUUUGGAAGGUUGAUCCUCUUCGUCCUAUUGUGACCAACAAUGGGUUCGAAAACAAUCUUCUUAUUAUCAAUUGAAAUCGAGGAUCGGCACUUUCCUCUUAUGGAAAGGUGAGAUUGGAGGUGGAUGAUGAAAGUAUAGACGUUCCUAUACGGAUGAUCAUUUCCUGGAGACUGGAGCUGAUGCAAAUUCUAACGUGACAAACCCACUGUAAUUCAGUAAGAAUUAGGUCAUGCUUGUAAAUUCUCCUACCACAAUUUUCACCAUCAUAAUUCUUUCUUCUCACUAUUCACUAACGUCAUUUUGUUGAUGAUUCUUUAAAAUGAAUUAUUUUCCUACUUCGUUGGUGGCACCUUAGUAUCUGACUAUCUGCCCAUUUUUGGCGCAGCUGAUUCAAUCUUUGAAUAAAGUACACAGUUGAUCCUAAUGUCAACAAUUAACCAGACUGACUAUUUUGUCAAAGUAAAGCCAAAUCUAACGAAAUUUUCCACUUUAUGGUACAGCCAAAUGUUUAAGCUGAAAGCACAAACCGCUGACAAUGGGUGUGUUCGUCUAUUAGUGCUUCAAAAACCUGUUUUCAAAAGGUUACUAAAUGCAUGUUUGGUUUAACGUAGUUGUGAGUGGUUGUUAGUAUUAUAAGUUGUAGUUGUGGUAGCUGUAAUUGUACGAUUAGCUAUUAAAUAUUAAAUGUAUGAUUAGUUGUGUAUAUUAAAAAUGUCAAAGAAAAGCAGCAGUUAUAAUAAUUGUUAGAGUAUAAUUUAUUAAGAAAAAUAUGGAGAAAAUUUU
Amaranthus tricolor (Joseph's coat) is the source of this 2349-nucleotide messenger RNA. Its product is annotated as protein PTST homolog 2, chloroplastic. The transcript is spliced from 8 exons. The record is from RefSeq and is a predicted model, not a curated record. NCBI's taxonomy places the organism in Eukaryota, Viridiplantae, Streptophyta, Magnoliopsida, Caryophyllales, Amaranthaceae. The coding region runs from base 186 to 1640 and encodes 484 amino acids.